Molecule: messenger RNA, 4324 nt
Organism: Geodia barretti
Lineage: Eukaryota; Metazoa; Porifera; Demospongiae; Tetractinellida; Geodiidae
Source: the annotation of a GenBank genome assembly
ACGAGGUCGAUCGACACCCCAUUCGAUCCGGGCAAUGGAGGCAAAGGCGCAUAGCUCGCCGUCUGAGGCGGCCGUGGAGGCGGCCGAGACAGUGGUAGUGAGAGGAGUGGGGCUGAGAGUGGUGGGGGGAGGUCUGGACGUCAAGAGAGAAGUGGGCAAGGACCUGGAGCUGUGCUGCAACUCCACCAGCAAGCUCUGCAGCCUCCGCUUCUCCACAGGUGGAGAAGUGGUGUACACACUCGAGGUCCGAGGAAGAGGAGAGGUGUACAGUGCUGACUCAAACGUUCUUCUCUUCAGAGCUGACGAAGGCUCGGCAGUUGCUGUAUUUGCAAGUGAUACUGAUGCAGCGAGGAUCCAGAACCACAUAGUAAGGAAUUUCUCCGCAGUGAGUGAAACGAGUGUCUUUGACCAACGAACGGAGGAGGCAUCUGCCAAGCAAUACUUCCAAUUUUAUGGCUACCUGUCACAGCAACAGAACAUGAUGCAGGACUACAUCCGAACGUCGACGUUCCAGACGGCCAUCCUCCACAACCUGGCAGACUUCAAAGACAAGGUCGUGCUUGACGUUGGAGCCGGCACAGGCGUGCUGUCAUUCUUUGCCCUCCAAGCAGGAGCCAGGAUGGUGUAUGCUGUGGAAGCUAGCAAUAUGGCCGCACACUGCGCAAAGCUCGUGCAGGCCAACAAGUACUCGGACAGAAUGAAAGUCAUCCCCGGCAAAAUCGAGGAGGUGAAUAUACCGGAGGAGGUGGAUGUGAUUAUAUCGGAGCCUAUGGGCUAUAUGUUGUUCAAUGAACGAAUGCUGGAGACGUACUUGCAUGCAAAGAAAUGGUUGAAACCUGAUGGUAAGAUGUAUCCAACGCAGGGGAUACUAUAUGUCGCCCCAUUCAGUGACGAGGCACUGUUCCUGGAGCAGAUGGGCAAGACUUACUUCUGGCAGCAGAGGUCAUUCCAUGGUGUAGAUGUUUCAGUCUUGCACUCUGAGGCCAUCGCAGAGUAUUUCAGACAACCCAUUGUCGACACCUUCGACAUUCGUAUCCUCAUGUCGCGUCCCGUCGGACACACAACUGACUUCACCUUAGCUCACGAGAAGGAACUCCACAAGAUUGAUAUUCCUCUCCAGUUCAGAACACAAACUACUGGCUAUAUGCACGGUCUUGCUUUCUGGUUUGACGUAGCUUUCAUUGGAGCAAAAACUACAGUUUGGCUGUCGACGGCUCCGUUCCAGCCACUGACUCACUGGUACCAGGUUCGUUUGCUGCUGCAACAACCACUGUUUGUAGAGGAAGGCCAGGAGGUAACCGGCAUUGUCAAGAUGGUCGCAAAUGAAAGGCAAAGCUACGACAUCACAGUAGAUGUGAAGGUGACUGGGAGCAGUCUGGAGUCCAGUGGUACAUACGACCUCAAGAACCCCAACUUCCGCUACAUGACCACGCCCCAAUCUCCGCCCGGGACUCUCCAAGCAAACCCCACCGAGGCCUUUUUCGACUCCCAGUCAGUCCCCGGAAAUGUGGGUGUGGCCCCGCCACUCUCCUCCGCCUUCGUCCAGACACACCCCAAGUCCACGCGGUCGUCAGCGAUGCACAUGAUAGGAGUCCUCCAGACCGGCACCGAGGUGAUCCCUGUCGUCAAUGGCAGCAUUAUCAGUCCAUCUGUUCAGCAGCCGUUGUUGGCCCUCAGCAACAUCACUGGGGCUCUGGUCUCCAUUCCGUACCGACUUCGGCUGUUAAUCAGCAUGGAAUGGGGACUGGAGGAAUUGGAAUUGGACCUAAUCAGCAUGGAAUGGGGACCGUUCAGUAUGGAAUGGGGACAGUGGCACAGGCUCACCAUACGCAAGCAGCAGCUGCCGCCAUGUCGGACGACUGGGACGAGGGAGAAACGACUACUUCUGGCUUCUCAAAUGGGUUUGGAGACAGUGGAGGAGGAGGAGGAGGUUUUAGAGGUGGGAGAGGAGGAAGAGGGUUUGGAAGACCUAGUGCAGCUGGCGUUGGCCGAGGGAAAAGAGAGGGGUUUGGUUCCCAGAACCAGCACAACGGAGGAGAUGGCUGGGGCGAAGAUGGCGGCGGAGGGUCUUCCGGAUUUGGAGGUGGACGAGGAGGGAGAGGGGGAGGGUUUGGUGGAGAGGGACAAAAAGGAGGAUUCGGUGAUGAUGAUGAUGGAGAAGGAGGAAGAGGAGGAAGAAGGGGAGGGUUUGGAGGAGGAGGCAGAGGUGGCGGGUUUAGAAGAAGUGGCGACAGAGACAGUGGGUUUGGAGGUGGAGGUUUUGGAGGUGAUGAUGAAGAUGGAGGGGGAAGAAGAGGACGGAGAGGAGGGGGGAGGGGAGGGAGAGGAGGGUUCGGUGAUGAUGAAGAUGGAGGGGGGAGGAGGGGAGGUUUUGGAAGAGGAGGAGGAGGAGGAAGGGGAGGGAGAGGAGGAUUUGGUGAUGACGACGAGGGAGAAGGCGGAGGAAGAGGAGGAAGAGGGGGUUUUGGAGGAAGAAGAGGGGGCGGAGGAGGGUUCAGCAGCGGCGGUGGCUUUGGUGACAACGAGGGAGAGGGGAGAGGGGGAAGAGGAGGAUUUGGAAGACGUGGUGGAGGAAGAGGGGGAGGGUUUAGUGGCGGAAGUGGCUUUGGUGAGUGUGUAUUUCUCUUCGUUGAAGAGAUGGUGGUUUCCUCUCUCUGUAGGAGGUGAUGACGAGGGAGAGGGGGGAGGAAGAGGAGGAAGAGGGGGUUUUGGAGGAAGAAGGGGAGGAGGAAGAGGAGGUGGAGGGUUUGGUGGUGAUGAUGAUGGAGAAGGAGGAGGAAGAGGAGGAGAUGGAGAGGGAGGAGAGAAGAGGAGGGAGUUCUACGUCCCACCAGCUCCACCAGAGGAAGAGGACAAGAUCUUUGCCACCAUGGCGGCCGGGAUAAACUUUGACAAAUAUGACGAAAUUGCCGCCGAAAUCACAGGAAGUGAUGCUCCUGCUGCAAUCGCGAGUUUCGAUGAUUGUGGUUUUUUCGAGACGACGCGGAAGAACGUGGAACGUUGCAGCUACGUGAAGCCGACGCCCGUCCAGAAGUUCUCAAUUCCCAUCAUCAUGGCCGGGAGGGACCUCAUGGCCUGUGCCCAGACUGGAUCUGGGAAAACUGCUGCGUUUCUGUUGCCCACCAUAACUCGACUGAUCAAAGAGGAUGUACCGGGAGCCAGUCAGAACGAUACCCAGAGCCCCGAGGUACUGAUUAUCUCGCCAACGAGGGAGCUCACCCUCCAGAUCUACAACGAGGCGAGGAAGUUCGUUCACGGCUCAGUCUACCGCCCCGUGGUGGUAUACGGGGGAACGUCGGUGGGCCACCAGUUGGCUCAGGUGGAGAGGGGGUCCAAUAUUGUGGUGGGGACCCCCGGGAGACUCAUGGAUUUCCUCCGUCGAGGAAAGAUACUGUUGAAUAACCUGAAGACACUGAUCCUGGAUGAGGCGGACCGCAUGCUGGACAUGGGGUUCGAGCCCGAGAUGAGGAAGAUCGUCUCCGAGUUUGGGAUGCCGAAUGUGGGAGAGAGACAGACUCUGAUGUUCUCUGCCACCUUCCCAGUUGAGAUCCAGAAACUGGCCAAUGAUUUUCUGCACAACUACUUGGUCCUGACCAUUGGAGUGGUGGGAGGGACAACUAGCGACAUCGACCAGUCGGUGGUGGCGGUCGGGGAGUACGAGAAGAAAGAAAAGUUGCAAGAGAUUCUCACCAGUGCCGGAGCCGACAGGACUCUUGUGUUUGUGGAGACCAAGAGGAACGCUGACUAUCUUGCCAGUCUCCUCUCCCAGGAGGAGUUCCCCACCACCAGCAUCCAUGGAGAUCGACUACAGAGGGAGAGAGAGGAAGCCUUGCGGGACUUCCGCUCCGGGAGAUGUCGGGUCCUGGUCGCCACGUCGGUCGCUGCCCGAGGCCUCGACAUCCCGCAGGUGAAACACGUCAUCAACUACGACCUCCCGGAUAACAUCGAGGAAUACGUCCACCGCAUCGGGCGCACGGGGAGAAUCGGGAACAAGGGACAGGCGACGGCGUUCUUCCAGAAGGACCGCGACCUCGCCCUCGCUCGAGGACUGGUGAAAGUACUCUCUGAUGCCCACCAGGAAGUGCCCGAGUUUCUGGAGCAAGCAGCCGAGGAGGCUGUCGGCUCUGACUACGGGCCAGCCGGAGGAAAGUUUGCGUCCAAGGAUGCUCGAUUCAACAGGGAGAGAGGAGGUGGAGGAGGAGGAGGAGGGAGUUUUGGAGGUAAUUUCGGCAGCGAGGGAUUUGGUGGGGGAGGAAAUGGGUUUGGGAGUGGCAGUGGUCAGGCGCAGGCCGCGGCUGGAGGCGGAGAUGAUGAGGAGUGUUAA